Molecule: messenger RNA, 1100 nt
Organism: Abrus precatorius (Indian licorice)
Lineage: Eukaryota; Viridiplantae; Streptophyta; Magnoliopsida; Fabales; Fabaceae
Product: probable caffeoyl-CoA O-methyltransferase At4g26220
Exons: 5
Coding region: 110-802 (230 amino acids)
Molecular function (GO): S-adenosylmethionine-dependent methyltransferase activity; O-methyltransferase activity
Source: RefSeq, a predicted model, not a curated record
AGGCGGUUGCAACGUGCAACCCCCUCUAAACACUUGUUUUAAAAUGGCCUCAGCAAGAGAGGCUAAAACAAACAAGUGAGACAACAUUGAAGCUGCAACAAAGCAUAAAAUGACCUCUAAUCCAGUAAUACUCCAGAGUCAGAACUUGACCAAGUAUAUACUGGAGACCAGCGUUUACCCACGAGAAGCAGAAGUUCUCAAAGAGCUAAGGAAUGCCACUGCUAGCCACCCUUGGGGCUUCAUGGGUGCUGCACCUGAUGCGGGUCAAUUAAUGGCCUUACUCUUGAAGCUAUUGAAUGCUAAAAAGACAAUUGAAGUGGGAGUUUUUACUGGAUACUCUCUUCUCUGCACCGCACUUGCCAUUCCCGAUGAUGGAAAGAUUAUAGCCUUGGAUCCAGACAGAGAAGCUUAUGAGAUAGGACUACCAUUCAUCAAAAAGGCCGGUGUAGAACACAAGAUUGACUUUGUAGAGUCUCCAGCUUUACCGGUUCUUGAUAAACUCUUAGAAGAUCCAUCAAAUAAGGGAACUUUUGACUUUGCCUUCGUUGAUGCUGACAAAGGAAACUAUUGGAAUUACCACGAGCGGCUUCUUGAACUGGUCAAAAUUGGUGGGUUAAUUAUCUAUGAUAAUACCCUCUGGGGUGGAACCGUUGCCUGGGCUGAAGAGGAUGUUCCACAACCCAAACGAAGAAUAAGGCAGGAUGCACUAGCUUUCAACAAAGCAAUUGCAGAUGAUUCUCGUGUUGAAAUUUCUCUUGCUUCAAUAGGCGAUGGGCUCACUAUUUGCCGCCGUGCUCAUUGAUCCUUUUAUAACAAUAUUGCAUUGUGAUUGAAGUUUCAUCCGCUAAGUUUCGUUAUUUGUUUUUGGAGCUAAAUUUACGUACUAAGUUAUCUGUGGCAGAACGCGUUCAAGUGAAUAAAGGUAACGAUGGUUACAUACACAUCGUUCCCACUGACGUGUCGGAUAAAGUUUGAUUUGCCUCCAAUUCUGUAGAGCCUAUGGUGUGACUCUAAUGUGGAACUGUGGGGACUAUCGCUAUUUACAAUUCAUAAAUAAAAUAAAAUGUAAUGUGUCUAUAAUGGACUAUUGCGCUGCUACC